Messenger RNA from Entrophospora sp. SA101, 6570 nucleotides. Lineage: Eukaryota; Fungi; Glomeromycota; Glomeromycetes; Entrophosporales; Entrophosporaceae. The record is from the annotation of a GenBank genome assembly.
AUGACUGAUUCUUUCAACAGUAACGAUAGCACAACAGAACUUCUUUCACAACCACUUGAAGAAUUAAAUAGUCUGCUUGACAAUAAGGAUGAAUGGCAAUUUAAUAAUGAGUGCGUGACAUCACACAUUGGCACUCUUAGGAAUUUAUUGGAACAACUUUCUUCCAUGGAAAAAUCCAUACAAUUACAAUUUAUUGAUAAAUUAAUAGAUUUUGCAGAAGAAAAUGAUAUUAACAAAUGGAUAUUGUUUAAAGCUAACAUCACUCGCAAAUUGCUAACUACUGUAAUUUGGAAGAUAAGUCAAAGAAAUGAAGUUGUUGAAAGUACAAUGAAACUAUUAGAAAUCAUUUGUUCAUUUUCUGUCAAAGUUUCAGAUAUUAAGUUAAUAUUAAAUAUGAUUUGUAAUAAGAAUAUUGAAAUUGAAGACAAUAACAACAAUAACAAUAGUCAACGAGAGAAUUCUAGUAGUAUAUGGUAUCAAGGUUCUCUAUUAAAAUUUUUGAGUUCAAUUGCUCAAAAACAGAAUACUUCCAAUUACACUACUUUAGAUUUCUUUUACUUUAAAGGAGGAAUUGAUUCUGGCAUUAAAUUAUCAAGAAUUGAAAAUUUUCCUACAAAUGGUUAUUCCUUUUUCACUUGGAUAAAAUUGGAUUCUCUUUUAUCAUUAAAUUCAAAAGCCUUUAAUAACGAAAAUAACAGAAAUAAUGAUUAUUCUCCACGAUUAUUUUCAUUCUUCAAAGAAAAUGGUGAUGGGAUUGAAGCAUAUUUUGAUAAAAACAAAUUAUCAAUCCAAUCUAAAAAAGGCACUAAGGUUACAACAAUUACUGUGAAAAAUUUUAUUUUUGCACAGAACAGACUGUACUUUAUUACUAUUGUGCAUCAACCCUCAAAAAAAGGAUGGACUACAACACCUGCUGAACUAUCAAUAGUUAUAAAUGGAGAUAGUUAUUUCGAAUAUAAUUUAGAAUAUCCAACAAAUUAUUAUUAUUCUUCUACUACUGCUACUCACUUAUUUAAUUAUUGUACUAUAGGUGCCUCUUUGGACAUUAACUCUUUACAAAAUGGCAAACAUUCUAAUAAAUCUAGAUCAUUUAAUACCAACAACAACAACAAUAGUAAUCUUUAUAAUAGUUUUAGGGGUCAAAUGACUACAGUUUAUAUGAUAUCAGAUAUCCUAAACAAAGAACAAAUAAAGAUGCUAUAUGAACUUGCUUCUUCAUCAAAAGAUCAAAGUUGUUAUAAUUUAGCAUCUACAAAUUUAACGAAAAAAUAUUCUCUAGAGGCUAAACUAUUUGGAGUUGAAAAAUGUUCUACGCUAAGUAUACAGAAUGCAAUACAAUGUUUAGGUGAUAUAGAGAUUUUAUUUCCUAUUAUCAUGCGGUUUGACAAUUUAAAUUCCAUUGCUUUUCAAGCAAUAAGUGAAUUACAAGAUGAUUUUUUCUCCUUUGAAGGUCCAUGUAGAAUUUUUUUUGUACUUUUGACAUCACUAUUACAUAACAAUUCAAAAAGUCAAAAUCAUAUCAUAAAAAAUCAAGGUAUCAAAGUUCUUAGUCUAUUACUUCAACAAAUUGGUCCAAGACACUUCUCUAUAUCAGCUUUUAAAAGUAUGCUUACAUUGGCAAGUACAUUAGAAUCAUCCAAUGAAACUCUUGUAAAUGAAGUUUAUAAGCAUUUAAUAUUUGAAUUUAGAUUGUGGAUGUAUGCAACUGUUGAUAUACAAAAGUAUUGUAUUGAAUUUUUGAAAAAUUUUGUUGAUGCCAGAAAACAAAUGUGUCGAGAUCUAUUUGGUAUUCAAUUUUUUUUGGAUGUCCUUCAAAAUGUUUAUUGGUAUAGGCAAACUAAUACCUCUGUACCACACAGACAUCUUACAUCAGGUGCUAAUAGACCAAAAACAUCUCAAAUUAAAGAACUUCGUGGAAUGAUUAUUAAUAUGAUUGAUAUUAUUUCAUCUUAUGGUGGAUUUGAAUUUCUGUGUGAAAUGUUGAAACGAAGAGAUGAAAAUGUUCGUUUGAAUUCUAUCAAAAUAAUUACAUAUUUGAUCUCUUGCCCUUUGACUCCAAUUCAAUUUGUAAAGAAGCUUAGAUUUGAAGAGUCAGGUAUUAACAAUCUAUUAAAGCUAAUGGAAGGUGAAUCAUUAACCAUUAAUAUUUAUUAUGCAUUGCUGGAUUGGGCAUCUGAAAAUUUUAAUUUGGCUAAAGUGACAUGUGAAAAGGAACUCGAAUCAUCCCCAUCAACCACAGCCACCACCAUGAUGAUGAUCCAAGUUAAAAACUUUAGAAUAAUUUUUUUAAUUUUGGCAUUAUUAAAUUCUGAGGGCACAAAAAGAAAUGACAAAUGUAUUCUAGCACAAAAGGCAAAUAAAGUUACUUCAGAUUGGGCUUUAGAAUUUUUAGCAAUUAUUAUAUGGAAUAUUUUGGAGGUCAAUAAUGAUGGCUAUCGAGUUGUUGAAGAAACUAUAAUCUAUUUAUGGACAAGUGAUAGACAAGAUUCUUUAGAAACAAUUCGUUCUUUAUUAAUACAACUUUUGACAUUAACUACUAAAGAGUGUAAAAAUUCAAUUGAUUUAAUUCAGACAUUAAUUCAAAAACAAAAUUCAACUAUACAAAAAAGUAAUAAUUCUCCAUCAGGAAGUUAUUCUUCUUCAUUUAAAUCUAUAUAUGAAUCCACGUUUACUCCACAGAAAUAUGAUGAUAUAAUCUUUCAAAGUCCAAGUAAUCCAUGGGAAGAUAAUAAGACUUUAGCUCAAUUGUAUUUUGAUGUUGUUAAUGUUCUAGAUACAGCUGGAAAUUGGAGAAUGGAUUUACCAAGUAAUAAAAAUGGAAUAAUGCAACCUGGGGAUUUGUGUAGAAUGGUAAUGAGAAUUUUAAUUGCUGGUAUUACAAUCCCAGAUCAAGAAUUACGUGAAAAAUGUAUUGAUCAACUAAUGGAAUUUCUUGAAAGACAUGUAAAAUUAUCCCCCGAUUCAUUUUCUACUACUGAUGAUGACAAUAGUAAUUACACAUCACCAACAGAUAAAAAAAUUUUGGGAGGAUUUUAUUGUCAUGAUAGUGAUAUUUUUCAACAACAUAUUCUUUUACUUUUGGGUGAAAUUCAUGAUGCAUUCAAUGGUGGUGAUAAUCCAAUUUUUGAUGAAGUUUUUGAAUCCAUAUGGUCAGGAUCAAAAUUAAAUAUACAUAUCUUUAUAAAAUUUGUUGAAUCACGUAAUUGGAUGGCAAUAUUUGAUAAAUAUGUUGUUCAUGCAAUGAGAGAUGCAGUUGAAGUUGAAUUCUCAAUAGUAAAACGUAUGUUAGCACGUUUUUCAAAAAAAUUAGAUAUGUUCCUACAUUGUUCAAGAAAAGAAGAAUCGGCAACACUUAAGCCGGGGGAGACUUUUGACAAAAAUUUAAAUUCAAUCAUCAAAUCUUAUCAAAGUGAAGAAAUUUCUCGCCUAAAUAGUCUUGAAGUUGAAAAGAAAAAUGAUUAUAUUAGGACUUCAAGAAGAUGGUUAUCCAAGUUUCAUGAAUUGACUCAAGAACGUGGUGUCUGGUCAAUAGGAGGAAAUAAGGCUGCUGAUAUUCAUUGGAAACUUGACAAAAAAGAAAAUUAUUCAAGAAUGAGGCGAAAGCUUACAACCAAUUAUGAUUAUGAUCCACAUCUUGAAGCAAGUGCAAAAAGAAACAAAAUGCAUAAAUCAAAUAAAAACAACAAUAACGAUUCAUUAGCAUCUCAAAAUAAAAUCAAAAAUAUUCAAAGAUUAAAAAGGGCAUCAUCAUCAUCUAAUGUCAAUAAAUUUGGAUAUAAUUCACCGCCAUUUUUGAAUUCAAUUGAACCAUUAACAGAUGGUAAUUGGGCUUUUAAUAUAACGUCUUUAAUCUCUGAAUCUGAUAUCCCAGAAGAACCAAAGGAUCAAGAAUGGAAUAUUGUUGUGGGUGAUGAUGUUGUUGAUACUUUUGAUCUAUCAGCUGAUAAAUUUAUAUUUAAAACAGAUUGUGAACUAAUAAUACACUUAUCUGCCAUCAAAGGUCAUUUAGAACUUACUACUACUCAUUUAUCAUUAAUAUUGGAUCAUCAAGAUUUGUUGGAACAACUCAACAAUAUUGAGCAGGGCUCUAUAAUUGUAGAUAGUGAGGUAUUACUAGACAAAAAAUGGUCUAUUUCGGAUAUACGAGAGAUCCAUAUGCGAAAAUAUCUUUUGAAAAAUAGUGCUCUUGAAUUGUUCCUUACAGAUCAAACCAAUUAUUUUUUUAAUUUCCCAAAUCCAAAAGAUAGAAAAAUCCUUCAUUCAAAAAUAAUAUCAUUUCAUCCACCCUCAAUGAUCAACCAAGAUACUCGUGAUCCCACCAUGAUGUUUUCCAGGUCAAAUUUGAUAGGACGUUGGCAAAGGCAUGAAAUUUCCAACUUUGAAUAUUUGAUGCAUCUAAAUAGUUUUGCUGGAAGGUCUUACAAUGAUUUGUCACAGUAUUUUGUAUUUCCAUGGAUUCUAUGUGAUUAUGAGUCAGAUACAUUAGAUUUGUCUGACCCCAAAAUUUAUAGAGACUUGUCUAAACCAAUAGGAGCUAUUAACCCUAUAAGACUGGAACAAUUUGUUGAGCGGUAUGAGUCUUUUUAUGAUCCUUCUGGACGUAUAAAGCAAUUUCAUUAUGGAACACAUUAUUCAAGUGCAGCAACAGUGGCUUGUUAUUUAAUUCGUUUAGAACCAUUCACAUCUAUAAAUAUUUCAUUACAAGGGGGGAAAUUUGACCAUGCUGAUAGACAAUUUCAUUCUAUUCAGGGAGCUUGGCAAGCUUGUUUAAAUUCUAGUGGUGAUGUUAGAGAAUUGACUCCAGAAUUCUUCUAUCUUCCAGAAUUUUUGGUAAAUCAUAAUAAAUUUGAUCUUGGAGUUCGACAAGAUGGUGUACCUGUAGAUGAUGUCAAAUUGCCAAAAUGGGCAAAAUCCCCUGAAGAUUUUAUUCGUAAGCAUCGAGAAGCAUUAGAGUCUGACCAUGUAUCAGAAAAUUUACAUCAUUGGAUAGAUUUGAUUUUUGGAUAUAAACAAACUGGAGAAGAAGCUGUUAAAGCAUAUAAUGUAUUUUAUUAUUUAACAUAUGAAGGUGCUAUUAACAUUGAAAGUAUUCAAGAUCCAAUUGAAAGAAAAAGUAUUGAACAACAGAUUUAUCAUUUUGGUCAGACACCCACUCAACUUCUCAAAGAACCACAUCCUAAACGAUUUCCUAGUAAAAAAUUUUUGAAAAAAAAUUUGUUGAAUUCCUUGGAUAGUCAGGAAUAUUUCUCAUUGAAAUCUAAUAAACUAGUUUUUGUUGAUUUGCCAUCACCUGACUUUAUGAACUUUUCUGCCAUUGAUUUACAACAAAUUAUCACUGUUGAUGAAAAUGGAUUAGUUGGUAAACAUAAUCUUUUGCCUAAACCAACAGCUCCAGAAAUAAAAAGAUUUGAAGUAGAUCCUGGCUUACAGUAUAAAAGUCAAUUGAAUAGUCCAUUUUCUUUUGAUGUAAAAAUUACACCAAGAAGUUUCGCAUGUAGUAAAGAUGGGAAAGUUCUCAUAAGUAGUGGACAUUGGGAUAAUUCAAUAAAAUCUAAAGUAUUAUUUCUUAACUGCUUUGCACAUACUGUGACAACUGUAGGAAUUAGUGAGGAUGGAAGAAUUGUUGUUACAGGUUCAAGGUCUUCUGAUUUGUUGUCUUGGAAGAUCAAUAUGACAGAUGAUUUUGAAUUUUUAAAUAUUGAACAUAUACCCAUGCAUUCAUAUUAUGGUCAUGAUGAUGAGGAUGGAACAUGUAUCAUUCAUUCAUUAAGGAAUGCAAAUUACAUACGAACAUUAUGCCCAUUUGAAGAUGACGAAUCAUCUGUUGAAUAUUUAUGCAUAACCAAAGAUGCUAACAUAGUCAUAUAUAUGGAAUAUAAAAAUGAAUAUUUUCUUCAUACUUACAGUAUUAAUGGAAAGCUUUUAAAUUCAAUGCAACUAUCUGUUAAAAUAGAACAUAUGAUUUCUUCAACUGAAAGUAAUUCGAUAGUUACAACAACUAUUGGAAAAGAUGAAAGAAAAUUAUAUCAUGAAUUCACAGUUCCAUUAAUUGCAAAUUGUCUUAAAUUAAGUAAUAACGAUAUGCAAAUGUGGAUAACGGGAAAUAAUGGCAAAUUAUUAAUAGUUUCUGAUAAAAAUUAUUCAAUAAGAAAAUUUCCAUCAAUUUAUAAAAGAAUAUUCUUUAAUGUAAAUAAUCUAAAUAAUAAAAAUAGAACAAUUAAACCAUUACAAUUUGUAAUGAAAAGUAACCUGUCUCAAGAUGAAUAUCAUCGACUAUCAGAAGAAACCAUGGAAAAAUUAUAUGAAAAUUUGGAAAGUCUAGGAGAAGAAACAGAUAUCGAUGAUUAUGAUGUUGAAUAUUCUUGUGGUUCAAUGGGUACAUAUGUUAUAAAUAAACAACCUCCUAAUAAACAAAUCUGGUUGUCAUCACCGGUUAGUGGGCCAAAACGUUACGAUUAUGAUUUCAAAUAUGAAAAAUGGUUUUAUCAUCAUGAAAAUUCAACCUUAGAUGGAUUAUUAAGUGAUGAAUUAUCACAGAUCUUCAAGAGAAACGUGAAGUUAUCUUUUUGA